Salvelinus sp. IW2-2015 is the source of this 1273-nucleotide messenger RNA. It is a transcript of the gene ywhaqa, whose product is annotated as tyrosine 3-monooxygenase/tryptophan 5-monooxygenase activation protein, theta polypeptide a. Gene Ontology annotation, biological process: intracellular protein localization; signal transduction. NCBI's taxonomy places the organism in Eukaryota, Metazoa, Chordata, Actinopteri, Salmoniformes, Salmonidae. Gene Ontology annotation, cellular component: cytoplasm. The record is from RefSeq and is a predicted model, not a curated record.
AAAGACGGGUUCUCAUAGGGCUAUUGUUUAGUUGGACACGCCCUUUGGCCGUGUUUGGUUGAAGGCGUAGAUUUUUUUCGCCUGCCCGAAGCUCAUAGUGUAUCUACUUGGAGUGGCUGAUCGGAACAACCUAGCGAACUAAAGGUGUCCCUGUCUGGAUAACAUACCUGUACCUCCAUUCACCUAUCCAACGAUUAUAAAUAUCUAUCGUUCUACACGAUCUAUCUACACGAUCUAUCCCCACAUCUUUGUCCCAUUCAUUCCGCUCUCUUGGGACUCUAUUUGCAUCUGCGAGCGACAGUUUGAACAUCAAAUAACACAGAAAUAUGGAUAAAACGGAGCUGAUUCAGAAAGCCAAGCUGGCGGAGCAGGCUGAGCGUUACGACGACAUGGCUUCGUCCAUGAAGGAGGUAACUGAGAAGGGGGCAGAGCUGUCGUGUGAGGAGAGAAAUCUUCUAUCGGUUGCCUACAAGAACGUUGUCGGGGCCCGGAGGUCCGCAUGGCGGGUCAUCUCCGCCAUCGAGCAGAAGACAGAGGGCAGCGACAAGAAGCUUCAGAUGGUGAAGGAAUACCGGAAUAAGGUGGAGACCGAGUUGCGAGACAUCUGCAACGAUGUAUUGGGGCUGCUGAGCAAAUAUUUGAUUGAAAAUGCUCCCAAUGCGGAGAGCAAAGUGUUCUAUUUGAAGAUGAAGGGAGACUACUACAGAUACCUGGCUGAGGUGGCCUCCGCAGAUGACAAGAAGGAGACGAUAUCCAACUCUCAAGACUCGUACCAGGAGGCGUUUGACAUCAGCAAGAAGGAGAUGCAGCCCACCCACCCCAUCCGCCUGGGCCUGGCCCUCAACUUCUCUGUCUUCUUCUACGAGAUCCUCAACUCCCCAGAGAAGGCCUGCUCACUGGCCAAACAGGCCUUUGAUGACGCCAUCGCUGAGCUCGACACGCUGAGCGAAGACUCGUACAAAGACAGCACCCUCAUCAUGCAGCUGCUUAGGGACAACCUCACACUAUGGACGUCUGAUAAUGCAGCAGAUGAGCCAGAGACUGGAGAGGAAGGAGAGAACUGAGAUGCUCCCUGUCCUUCCUCGCCAAGAAAAAAGAGAAAGACCCCCCAAAAAUAUUUUACACUUCAUUCCUCAUUGUUCCACUUGAAAUGAUUCUAGUAAUGAGCGCCUGUCGUUACCAAGGAGCUGUCAGUGUAUGGCAAAUUUUAAAUCAUUUUCGUUUUCACCACGACUUUUCGGUAUGAAUAAAAACUAAAUUAAUUUAAAGUAAA